AUGAGACCUUAUCUCAACUGGCAAACAACAAUCUCUUACCUCAAGGAUCCUCCUAAGGAUUAUGCGGACAAGAUCCAGCCACCGUAUGACUUCUGGGGCGUUUUCGACGCCAUCGAGGCUAAUGUCGCUGCUGAAGCUUAUGCCAGUGAAUAUGAAUUUGGAUGGGAUGUAUAUGAGGCCUUCCAAAAGACACAUGACGGUCACUUCGGCUUCACGCCGGACAGUGUGGGAAGCGUCUUCACUUUUGGCAGGAAAGUCGCCCUGGCGUCCGUAUCUGAGGAUGGCAAAAGUCUGCCGGUCGUCUACGCGUAUGGCGAUAUUCUCGCCGCGUCGUUUGGCAAUGCGUCUUUCACACCUUCUCACAUCGUCGAGAUCGACGGCCAAAACGCCACCGACUACUUGCUUGCCUGGUCUCAGUUUGGUUCUCUCCAGGAUAGAGACGCUCUCUGGAACAACUUGUUCUACAUCCCCGCUCAAGUCUCGCUUGGAUCAUCUGGCACUGGGACUGGCACGUUCUCUGGAAGUGGUCGUGGUCGCUACGUGUAUCCUGGAGCAACAACCACAUUCACUUUCGCGAACGGCUCUACUGUCACGAACCAGAACUUUGCUCGAGUUUUGGCGAAUUUCAGCAACAUCACAACUGGCGCAGACAUUUACCGAGAGCUCUUUGCGAUACCCCCAGAGGCCUAUGACAACGCUUUGAGUCUUGCUACAUCUACCACUAGCAGUGCCACUAGUUCUGCUACUAAUGGCACUUCAUCAACCGCUUCGUCCACCACGUCCACAACAUCAACUCCUGCCCCAGGCUAUCCGUCCCCUAUUGUGCGUCAGUCCAACAACCUCAACAGUGGCUAUUUCCUUGAUCAGCCCGGCUAUGAGGAUGUCGCGGUCCUGGCAGUACCUUCAUUCGUCGGCCUUGAUACUGCGGAAGUGGAGUUUCAAAAUGUCAACAGUGAAUUGAUCGCUGCUGCCCUUGCCGCCAACAAGACCAAGCUGAUCAUUGAUGUAUCUGCAAACGGCGGUGGCACGAUCCUGCAAGGCUAUGACCUGUUCAAACAGCUCUUCCCUUCUAUUUUGCCCUAUGGUGCAACUCGCUUCCGUGCCCACGAAGCUUUUGAUAUUCUCGGUCAAGAAUACUCGGCAAUCUCUGCCAACUACACACGAAGCUUGAACCAGAGCGAUACCAUUCAGAACAUUCAGUCUUCAUCGUGGGACUACCGUACUGACCUCGACGUCAAUUAUGAGCCUUUCACCAGUUGGGCCGAAAAGUACGGCCCUCAUGAGUUCGGUCCCGGUAAUGACACUUUCACUUCCAUUAUUCGGUGGAAUCUAUCAGACGUGCUUACUCCCGACAACUCCGGUGGCAUCUACGUAUCUGGCUACUUGAACCGUUCAAAUGUCACUACACAACCUUUCGCCGCGGAGAACAUUAUCAUAGUCUAUGAUGGCUACUGCGCUUCUACUUGUACCAUCUUCUCAGAAUUGAUGCGCCAACAAGCCGGUGUCAAGACCAUCGCUCUUGGUGGUCGCCCUAACUACAAUGAGAUCCAGGCAGUUGGCGGUGUCAAGGGCACCAACGAUUUCCCCUGGUCUUACAUCCUCGAAUCUGUGGAAGUGCCAUUCACGUUCGCCAACGCUUCUCACCAGGAGGAACUGAACAGCACUGCUCUAGGCACUUACUCGCAACUGCCUCUCUACCGUAGUUCGUCUGGCCCUGUUGUGAACUCAAGAGACGGUAUACGUGAAGGCGACGUCACAGAAACUCCUCUGCAGUUCGUGUAUGAGCCUAGCGAUUGCAGAAUCUUCUACACACCUGCUAUGGUUGUGGAUCAGAGUGCUGUCUGGCGUACUGUUGCUGAUACUGUGUGGGGUCAAGGUGAUGCUUGUGUGGCUGGAAGCAAUGAGUUCUAUGGUAACAAGACUAAGAGAGAUGUUGGCGUGAAUAGAGUGCAUGGUAUUCGCGGAGAUGUGAAUGUCGAGCAGGCUUGGAAGGGUCUUAGUGUGCAUACUGGAGAAAGUGUUGUACUUGGUGGAGACUCGAUCAUGUUGCCUUAG
Aureobasidium namibiae CBS 147.97 is the source of this 2055-nucleotide messenger RNA. RefSeq lists its product as uncharacterized. The record is from RefSeq and is a predicted model, not a curated record. The coding region runs from base 1 to 2055 and encodes 684 amino acids. The transcript has a single exon. Lineage: Eukaryota; Fungi; Ascomycota; Dothideomycetes; Dothideales; Saccotheciaceae.